This is a messenger RNA of Durusdinium trenchii, 4077 nucleotides long. The record is from the annotation of a GenBank genome assembly. NCBI's taxonomy places the organism in Eukaryota, Dinophyceae, Suessiales, Symbiodiniaceae.
AUGAGCACAGAGAAUUCAAAACUACAUGGAGAGGCGCUGGGUCAUGAUGACCGGUGGAGAGAGCUCUUUCCUUUGCCCCUGUGCCCAGAGGUUCCGAGGAAGGCCGGACUGUCAGUGAGUGCGCGUCGUCGUCGAGCGACUGUUCGAUCUAGAGUGGAAUCUGUUAAUUCAAUCAUCAAGACCUUGAAUGAGAUGUACUCUCCUAGCCUUGAUGGUGAUUUUUCUUCAAGUUUCGUGAGGACUAGAGCACAAGAGGCAUGUCAACACGAGCUUUUUAGGGCGGUGGCCAACACAAAACCACCUUCAAAAGUUGCAACUACGGUGCGUCCCUAUGACAGAGGCCUGCUUUCGAUUCCGUCGUGUGGCAACCAAGCUGUUGUCUUAGACGACGUGUUGGAUGAUGUUGGCUGUGAGACAAUCAGGGACCCUCACCGCUGUAUGUUGUUGGACGAAGAGGAGAUUGGGGUGAUGAUGGAACAGAAUAAGCCUGUUGACAUUUACAUGGAUCCAUUGUUGAAGAACAACAUGGGCAUGUAUUGUAAUUUUGUGCAUGAUCUUUUUGAAGCCGGCAUGUUGGAUUUCACAGUUAGGCCUCGUGGACUUGUGACCCCCUUUUUUGUGGCAAAGAAGUCUGGAAAGCUGCGAUUGAUCUUGGAUUGCAGGGAGACGAACAGACUCUUCAGAAGGCCGCCGGUCUUAGCUGCAGGGACGGGAGCGUCGUGGUCACAGAUAAGAAUUCCAGAUGGUGAACAACUAUACGUUGCACAAUCAGAUAUUAAAGAUUAUUUCUACAGCUUGCAGUUGCCUUCUGAGCUUCGCACUCUGUUUUGUUUACCGCCCAUCCCUGGUGCCCUACUUCGACAUUGGAAGGUAAAUGCCGAACAUUGUGGCUCCCUGGACACGGACGACUGGGUACACCCUAUGUUGCGAGUGGUGCCCAUGGGAUGGUCGUGGGCAAUGUGGCUUUCACAGAGGGUGCAUCAGCAUCAGUCGCAGUUGGGGGCAGGGGUCUCGCCUGAUAGAGUUUUGGUGGAUGGAAAACCGGCGCCACGGCUCGAAAAUGGCGAGGUACUUCUGCUGCCUUAUGCGGACAACCUGAAUGUCUGUGGCAUCAACGCAGAGGCUGUUCAGAGGGCGAAAGACGGGGCAGUUGCAAGGCUGAGACAGGUUGGACUGACGGUGCAUGAGGAGAUGGACGCUAACAACAUUUCCCAAUCUUUGGGGUACAUGAUCGAUGGAUCUGUCGGCCAGGUGACCCCUAUUCCAGAUCGACUACAUCGAGUACAGUUGGCCUUCAAAUGGCUGUCUCGGAGGCCCCGAGUUACGGGAAAAGCAGUGCAGCGAUUGUUGGGCCAUGCAGUGCAUUUCAUGAUGUUGAAGAGGGAGUUGUUGAGCAUUCCAAGACAUUUGUACGCAUUUGUUCAACAAGCAAAUGGGCGAUGCAGGCUGUGGUGCAGCGCGGCAGUUGAAGCUAGAUGGAUUGGCGAACUUUUGCCACUCUGUGCAACGGACCUGAGAAAACAGACAAGUGCAUUGCUUUCAGCUUCGGACGCUUCGUUGUCGGGAAUUGCAGUGUGCACUAGAACGCUAGAUGAGCAAACAGUUAGGGCAAUUGGUAGUUACAGGGAACGAUGGCGCUUCAAGGGCCGUAAUCCGGCAAAUCGACCACGACAGACUGCUCUGGAGGGACUAGACCCGUUUGUCGAUGUUGCUAGUGUCAAACCUGUUGGACCUGUCGUUGAGGACCCUUUUGAACUGGACAACCAAUUCCCAGAUGUUCCAAAGGCCCUUUUGGACAAUACUGAUUGGUCACUUCGUUUCUCCCAACGCAUGGUGUACAGUGAACAUAUCACAUUGUUGGAGGGAAGAGGCAUUGUUGCUUCCCUACGACACAAAUUCCGGAGCACGGGGCAAUUUCACCAGCAUCAUGUGCACUUGUCAGACAACCUUGGCAUGGUUUUGGCUGUUGACAAGGGCGCUGGGAACAUCUCCGGACAGGGAAAACUCCUCCCAGUGGCAGUGCCCUGCAAAAGCAAGCAAAAGAGGAAGCCAGUACAAGUUGGUUUGAGCAGCAGACAAGCAUUGCGCAGUCAGUUGCAGGGGAACAACAAAGAAGAGAGAGCAGAAAAGAGACAGAUCUACAAGCAAGCCGUGAGCAAAAUUCCUCGUUUUCAGGGUCAGACCUUUCUGGAGAUGAACGCCAUUUCAGAGGAGGUGGCCUCCGAUUACAGAAUUCGGAUGAGCAGGUUCAGGGCAUAUGCCAAGCUGGAACAGAUCUCUCUCCGAGGUCAAAAGAACUUGGACAGUGCCUUGAGCGCCUAUCUCAACGAGAUGUUCGAGGACGGAGAAGACAUUGGGGAGGCUACAAAGACCCUGGCUGCAGUGGUAGACAGCGUCCGCGAAUGCACCCAGAAGGGCAGCCUCCCGCGCUGCCGGAGGAGCUGGCAAGGAUGGAACAGACUGGACCCAGGGGCCACAAGGCCGCCAAUACCCUGGGAGUUGGUCGCAGCCAUUGUGAAUUACAUGCUGGCAAGACAACAGAUCAACGAAGGUCUUCUGGUGCUGCUGAUGUUCGAUGCCUAUCUCCGACCAGGGGAGGCAAUCAGCCUUCAUCGACAAGAUUUGGUGGAGCCUACAGUGCAGCAUCCAGUGUUUUGCCUCAACCUGAAUCCUUCCGAAAGGGGCGCAAGCUCAAAGAUGGGGCUGUCGGACGAGACCAUAGUCCUGGACGGAAAGGAGACACCAUGGAUGGGGCUGCUGCUCAGGAGACACCUGGAGACCCACAAGUCACAAAAGUUAUUUCCAAUAGAGUAUCGGCAACUAAAAGACGCCUGGCAGAAGGCUCUGGUUGGUGUGCAGCUGUCGAACAAGCAUUGUGUGUUGUAUCAGUUGAGGCACUCGGGACCAUCCCACGACCGGAUGACAAAGGCAAGGAGCCUUGUGGAGAUCAAGAAGCGUGGCAGGUGGUUGAGCGACUCUUCCGUUCGGCGCUACGAGGCGGCUGCACGCCUCAACCAGGAGUUUCAGAAGUUGCCAAGAGCAGUACAGACAAAGGCUUUAGCCGCGCCACAACUUCUGCAGCAGUGGGUCCAAAAGUGUGAUGCUGCUUUCGAUUUGAGAAACUUCAUCGAGGAGCAGUUCGGCUUCCUUGCUCUCAUCCUCUCCGAAGCGCGCGCCUCGGCCAGCAACGCCUGGUGGAGCGGCGGAAGCCGCGCGCGGGGCAGCCGCUGGGGCAAGGGCAGCGUCUCUGGACUCGCCUGGAGCACGGUGAAGAAGGUGGCCAAGGAGCGCGGAGUGAAUCAGAAGCUGCUGAGUUUGAAGGUGAACGUGCCGGAAGCCCGACCUGAAUGGCCCACCUUUCGCACCGCUUGGCUCUUCGAACUGCGCCUGCCGCGGCUCCCAGAGAAGGCGGCGCUCUUCUUCGUGGAGCGCGCGGCGCCCGGCCGCCAGGAGCCGCGGACGCAAACGCCCUUCGGGUCGGCUAUGGUGCCUGUAGAGCUUCGACCAUUGGAGGACCGGCCAGACUUGGUGCCUUUGCUGCGCAUGUGGACCGCCUGUUUUCUGGCGCCUCAGGUGCCCUUCCUGCAUCAGCUGCUGGGAGCCAAGAGCGCCAGCCACCGAGUCUUCUCCGACUCGGAGGCCCCCCCGCGGUGCGGCUCUGGGCGGAGCGGAGCUGGGCCUUUUGGGAGCGGGUCUUUUGGGGUGGAGAAGCGGCUCGAAGUGGCGGUGUUGGGUGUCCAGUUGCAAGACCUAGUUGUCCAUGGUUUCUUUGAUGUCCCCACCAUGAAAAAGCUUUAUGGUGGCACUGAAGUGGGCACUGCAGAGAACUUGGCAAUCCACCAUGCACUGCUUUUUGAAUAUGAGAGCAAUCUCUUUGACAGGCUGUUCUACUUGACCAAUGAGCUAGACAUCCUCCAGCACAAACAAGGCACCAACAGAGAUGACGCGGCGACCGCGGACGCCGCCGCGGAUGCGACCGCGGACGCUGCCGCGGACGCGACGGCGGACGAGUCAGCGGAGUCGGCGGAGUCAGCGGAGUCGGAUGGGAUGAGCCACUCGGCAGCACCUGGCACAUGA